This is a messenger RNA of Parascedosporium putredinis, 1119 nucleotides long. NCBI's taxonomy places the organism in Eukaryota, Fungi, Ascomycota, Sordariomycetes, Microascales, Microascaceae. The record is from the annotation of a GenBank genome assembly.
AUGAGCGGUGUUCUUCCCGGGCGACCUAAUUGUCGCCGCCAGGCCCUUACAACUGGAUAUUGGGAGGGUCGGCAUUUUACUGCCUAUGUUACCGGGUUCGCGUUCACUAUCCUCCAGAACCCUCAAACUACCGUACAGACCGUGUACAGUGCAGGAGAUGAAGCGCUAGAUUCCAUCGCAUUUGAUGAGAGCUACGGUAUCAUUGCUGUGGCCAGUCACUUUGCUGUUCAUCUUUAUCGGCCAUAUGAAGCAGCUCAUUCCACUAUUCCCAAGUGGGCGAUUUAUUCAAGCUUCCCUUUAGGAAACUCGCCGACAGUGUCUCUUCCAUGCCCCGUCUCUGCUGCGUGCGUCUCAUACGACUCGACUUACAUCGCCUCUACUGGCUGGGGCGACUGUGCCGUUCAGAUCUGGCGACGCCUAGCUUUUGGAUCGCAAGAGACCCAUUUUGACCUCUCAUAUGUUGUCCAUCCAGGCGAGGUUACUGGAAUUCGGUGGCGGAAGCCAUUUUACCCCAGCCAAACAAUCGAGAAUGUCCUCUACACGUGCUGUGCCGACGGUACUAUCCGACUCUGGGCCGCGGCUGACAACUCGGGCCAGUCCCGACUCCGGGUCUGUGCUAAGCUUCUAGACUCCCAGAAGGGCCCGGCAUGGGCUCCCAUCCGGGAAAUAUCCCUCGUGAACCUUACGCCUCAUUCCAUCGGUGAUUCUACAUGGCUCGCCGAUGGACACCUAGUUGUUGGGGCUGGAAACCAAAUUUUAACGUUUAGUCGGCAAUAUGACAUCUCCAGCUCCCUCGUCUCAAAGCUUAAGCUUGCCCCAGGGAAGGACGGAACCUGGGAUAUGUUUGAUACCGUUCAGAGAUUGAAUGGACCCUUACCUAUCUUCCAUCCCCAAUUCUUAAGUCAAUGUAUCCUAUCUGGGAAAUUUCAACUUGUCCAGGAUAUACUUGCCACCUUGCAUACUGCUCUCAAAUAUCUCUCCGAAGGCGAGAUUCUCGACAAGUAUCUUGAUUUAGACCUCUCCAGGUUUUAUGAACCCAUUGCGGGUCUGGAUAAUCAUAAGUUCGGUAACCUCGGUAGCUACCUUGGGGCAAGCGGAAUCCAUACGAUCUCAGUUUGA